Eruca vesicaria subsp. sativa (arugula) is the source of this 987-nucleotide messenger RNA. The record is from the annotation of a GenBank genome assembly. Lineage: Eukaryota; Viridiplantae; Streptophyta; Magnoliopsida; Brassicales; Brassicaceae.
AUGGAUCCGAAGGAGCUUCCGUCCAACAUAAGAGAGGACAAGAUAAGUGAAGAAACCAAGAAGUUGAUCUCUUCGCUUCCUUCACACAUAGAUUACCAAGGGCAUAAGCUGUGUAAAUAUCAAGGAUGCUGGUAUUACUACAACACCCUCCAAGGUGUUCUCAAUUUCCAGAGAGGUUUUCAACCGCAUGACACUGAUAUAAUUAUUGCUUCGUACCCCAAAUCAGGCACUACUUGGCUCAAGGCCCUUACAGUCGCUCUCCUUGAGAGAUCAAAGAACCAUUCUUCUGAUGAUGCUGAUCAUCCUCUUCUAUAUGAUAAUCCUCAUGGCAUUAUACCAUUCUUGGAGAUUGAUAUGUACCACGAAAGCUCAAGUCCUAACCUAGCCAAGUUCUCAGCAACUCCGAGGCUGUUCUCGACUCACAUGCCACUGCACACGAUGCACAAAACCCUUAAGCACUCGCCCUGCAAGAUUGUGUACGUAUGUAGAGACGUGAAGGACACGUUGAUUUCGUGUUGGUUUUAUAGCACUGCUAUUUAUAAAAUUGAACCAACCAGAAGCGUUCUCGAGUCUAUGUUUAAAGAUCUCUGCGAUGGAACUAACUAUUUUGGACCUUUUUGGGAACAUCUCUUGAGUUACUGGAGAGGAAGCUUGGAAGACCCCAAUCGUGUCCUUUUCAUGAGGUAUGAGGAAAUGAAAGCCGAGCCUCGUGAUCAAAUCAAGAGACUUGCGGACUUCUUAGGCUGUCCUUUUACUAAGCAAGAAGAAGAGAGUGGAUCUGUGGACGAGAUCUUGGACCUUUGCUCUCUGCGUAAUCUGAGCAGUUUGGAGGUUAACAAAACAGGGAAAAUAAACAAUGUGGAUCACAAGAUUUUUUUCCGUAAAGGGGACGUCGGUGACUCGAAAUUCUUUCUUACGCGUGAAAUGGAGAACAAGAUAGACAUGGUCAUCCAAGAAAAAUUGCAAGGUUCUGGUUUGAAAUUUUAG